CCAGUGUAGAGCUCGUGCAGCAGCCGUCAGCACACUUAUUUUGCUCCGACGAAACAUCGGAGUGCUCGUUGCACGAGUUACAAUUCCAUAUCGCGCACCAAUAAAUAAAUACAGGGGGUAACUAUAUAUACCCUUAUACUUGUACGAAUUUUACACUUUCAUUGGAAUAUACACCCUGGGGAGGCGCGAUUCGGUGGUUGUGUUCGCGUAUUUGAUUUUUUUCUUUUCUUUUCUUUUGUUCUUCCUCAUUCGAAUGGGGUUAAAAUCCAACAUUUUCGGUGAUACGUGCAGCCGCUACGGGGGGUGGUGAGUCGCGUGUGCCACAACGGGGGCGGAGGAGGAGUGGUAUAGUACGUAGUGUCGAAGCCAUCGGCCAGCAUGUGGAGUCCAACGCACGUCCAGGUGGUCGUUCAACGCGCCAAAGGUCUCAUUACCAAGGGAAAAAAGAACACAAACGACUGUUUCGUGACGAUCGCCCUGGGAAAGGCCAAGUACCAGACCUCGGUAAAGGAGAAGGCCGAGGAGAAUGUCGAGUGGCACGAGGAGUGCGAGCUCCCGAUACCCGAGCAGGGCAACACCGCCGAGAUCGUGCUCACGGCCCUCCACCGCAACUUCCUCGGGGUCGACGAGUUCCUCGGCACCGUGCGCAUACCCCUGUCCAGCUUCGACAUCUACGAGAUGCCCAAGAACCGAUGGUACGAGCUGACGAGCAAGCCCGGCAAGGAGAACACAAAGGAGCGGGGCCAGCUGGAGGUGCGAAUCGGUUUCGUCGUGCGAGCCGGCAGCCUUACCGAUCUCACGAAAAAGGAGAAGCACAAGAGCUCGUUGGGCCAGCUGUCAACGGCGGCCCAGUCGAUGCUCGGGGGUAGCCUGUUGAGCGUCGGCAGCGGGGAAAAGCGCAAGGGACUGAAGAAACUCGCCAAGUCGAUCGGCAGCCGGGUCAGGGGCAAGAGCCGCAGCAAGGGCAAGCUCGACGACAUCUACGACGAGGAGGAGUUCAGGGUAGGCGACAUCAGGCCCAGGACGGCCGGCCAGGAGCACGGGGACGCCGACCCCGGGGUCAUUAGCGACGAGGACGAGUUUACGUUUGACGAUCUCUCGCACAAGAGCUCGACCUCGUCCCUCAACUCGUCCCGGUCGGCAGCCACGGCCAACAGCAACUGGAAAACGAGCGACAACCAGACCAACAACUCCAAUCCACGGGAGAACACCACCACUGCCAACAGUGGGACGACAACGACGCAAAACACCGGUAGCACGCCUCCCUCGAAACCACCGCGGUUCGGUCUGAGCGUCAGCUCGCUGAAUCUGUCGAGCAAGCAGGAGAGCAAGCAGCAGGUCAUCCCACAGAAAGCCGUGGAGGACGAGUGGGGCCAAAAGCUGUCGGGUGGUAUGCUCAAGAGGUGGGACAACAAACGGGGGAGCCCGAAAAUCGUGGUGGAGGAGCCCCCGAGGGAGGAGACGACAACUACAGCGGCACCGGUGGAGGUCGGGUCGGAGCGCGGUGGUUCGCCGGUAUCGAGGCUGAAGGGUGAGAUCAGCGAGUCGCCGGGCCCGGGGCGCAAGGGACACCUGUUCCGCAAGGACAAGGACAAGGACAAGUACAAGGUGGUCGAGCACAAGGCCAAGCAAAAGUCCUCCGCGGAGAGGAUAAUCAUCGGGGGUGAGGAGUCGGCGAGGGUUGUCGAUGGCGGUGGAGGGAGGAGCGGUGGUGGUAGGCUACCGCGGGAGAUCGCCGAGCAGUUCCAGGGCAAGUCGCGCGAGGAUCUCAUAGAGUUGGUGAUGCAGCUGCAGCUCGACGUUGCGGAUAAGAAGAAGCGGCUGCACGACAUGGAGGAGUACAUAGACAGCCUCCUCCUGAGGGUAAUCGAGAGCUCGCCCAAGCUGCUGCAGAAUCCUUACCAGCCCUCGCGCCGGUUGUCAUCCCCCGGUCGGCAGUAGGACAUUGCCUCUCGCGUCUCCGAGCUUGUACAUAAACAUAUUAUAUUAUAUAUCACCGGAGACAACGGUGCAUCCGUCCAUACAUCAUGUAGCAUACAUUCCGCGGCGUUCUCCGAAUGUGCCUUAAAAACUCAUGAAAGUAUUUUUUUUUUUUUCCCACGGACGAAAAGAAACAUUUUAUCGACGACGCGUCGUUUGAGCUUUGUCGACCAUCAUUCUCGUACAGGCUCCUGCAGAGUAAUUGUUUUUUUUUUUCCCCGCAGCGACCGACAAGAGUAUAACUAUUAUUAUUAAUUAUAUGUAAUACAUAAUAUAUAAAUAUAUUUUAUUACGUUGACUAAUGUAGUGAUUGAUCGCCGAAGCGUGACACGGUGAUGAUGAAUGAAAAUAGAAAGAAAACAAGAAUAGAUGAUUGUAAUUAAAAUUAAAUUGAUCGUUAACUCAAAAAAACACUUGUUAUGUUUAUUGUGUUUCCCAGAUUUUGGUUAACAUGUAUCGUUAGUAUUAUUUAUCGAACUUGACGUAGAUAUUAUAUCAUGUGAUUUUGUAUUUAAAUAAAUUAUCUGGGAUGUAAAUUAUCGGUGUUUAAUAACAACGAAAAAUGCCA
Copidosoma floridanum is the source of this 2548-nucleotide messenger RNA. It is a transcript of the gene Rip11, whose product is annotated as Rab11 interacting protein. Gene Ontology annotation, biological process: regulated exocytosis. The record is from RefSeq and is a predicted model, not a curated record. Lineage: Eukaryota; Metazoa; Arthropoda; Insecta; Hymenoptera; Encyrtidae. Gene Ontology annotation, molecular function: small GTPase binding. Gene Ontology annotation, cellular component: intracellular membrane-bounded organelle.